Carassius gibelio (silver crucian carp) is the source of this 6057-nucleotide messenger RNA. RefSeq names its product E3 ubiquitin-protein ligase MARCHF1. The record is from RefSeq and is a predicted model, not a curated record. The transcript has 7 exons. The coding region runs from base 366 to 1898 and encodes 510 amino acids. NCBI's taxonomy places the organism in Eukaryota, Metazoa, Chordata, Actinopteri, Cypriniformes, Cyprinidae. Gene Ontology annotation, cellular component: cytoplasm; early endosome membrane; lysosome. Gene Ontology annotation, molecular function: ubiquitin protein ligase activity; MHC protein binding; zinc ion binding. Gene Ontology annotation, biological process: protein polyubiquitination; immune response; antigen processing and presentation of peptide antigen via MHC class II.
ACACACAAACACACACACAUUCAUAAAGUGAGGCAUCACUGUAGCUCUCAGGUGGAGUAGAAUUUAAAUUAGCUCUUUCUGUGAGUCUGUCUCUCUCUUUCCCCUGUCACAAAUCAAUCAGGUAGAACGAGAGAGGUCGGCUUCAGCUUUUUUUUUGGGAUGUGACGACCAGCUCUGCAGCUGAAGUCUAAGUUCUUAGCCGGGAUACUUAACCUGAUUCAUGCAUGUGUCUGUAGGAGCGUGCAUACGAGCUCUGGAACGGGUCUUAUUCUUUGUUUCCAUGCCGACCCUCAGGAUGGUGUGAGUGUGUUGUCUUCGGUGGGCUGAAGGCAGCGAGGUAUCCCGCAGUCCUGAGCACUGCUAGCAUGCCUGUGCAUCAGAUAUCCGUUGUGCCCAUCGCCAAGGAGACUACCAAUAGUUCCAGCCGGAAUAGAGACAAGAGUAAAGAGAAUGAGGGUGAGAAGGCACCUAGACGAUCAGGGAGUCGAUCCAGCAAUAUAUCUAAGGCGAGCAGUUCCACCCCAGGAGCCGUGCUGAACAGUGUCUCUCAAACAUCAGUUACACCGUCCUCACAGGACAUAUGCAGCUCUAGUGGUCGAGCUAAACUUGAAGUAGAUGGCUCAGAUCAGACUACACCCAUCAUGCCCAUAAACCCCGCCUCCGACUCCGCCCCCAACGCAAAGCGGCAAGUCAAACGCCGUAUCCGCCGGCGACGGGAGAGCACCGGGAACGUUGGGUGUACAACAGAGUGUGUGGAUCAACCGAGACAUUCACGGUUGCGUAAGCAAACACACACACACUCUGACUCCUCCUCAGAGGACGAGCAACGCUGCCGAGAAGCUCGCUCCUGGAGCCACCAGAAAGCACGACGGAGAUGCAGCGGCGGCCAACACAUGCAACCACGUUCCCGUGAGAAACGGGACACCACUAAGCUCAUGUCUGUAAACUCAGACGAGGAACAGAAAGAGAACCAGCCACCACUGUGCAAGGGCCCCAACACCAGGGCCCAUAAAAAGAUGUCAAAACGGGAGGAGCGUAGAGGCCAAAACCAGGCAGCCAAUCACAGAAAAGGGAAUGAGCUUGGUAAUAAUAGGACCGCCAAUGAAGAGGAAGAGCCUAUUACAAAGACGUAUGAGGAAAGAGGUUCAGGAGAUCCAAAUAUGUCUGUCCCGUCCCCUUGUAAAUGCACUAUUCCUAUCAAUCAAAAUGGUGCCACGCAACAAGCAUGCACUGAUGAUGAGCUAGAGGUGUGCAGGAUCUGUCACUGUGAAGGUGACGAGGAGUGUCCGCUCAUCACCCCUUGCCAUUGCACAGGAAGUUUGCGUUUUGUGCACCAGGGCUGCCUGCACCAGUGGAUCAGGAGCUCCGACACACGCUGCUGUGAGCUGUGCAAAUAUGACUUCAUCAUGGAGACACACCUCAAGCCUUUGCGCAAGUGGGAAAAACUACAGAUGUCUACAAGCGAGCGGCGGAAGAUCUUCUGUUCUGUGACUUUUCACCUGGCUGCUGUGGUGUGUGUCAUCUGGUCACUCUACGUUCUGAUUGACCGCACAGCUGAAGAGAUCCACCAAGGCAAGGACAAUGCCUUGGUGCGUUUGUCCCCUCUCAAUGCAGUAGGGGUGCUGGAUUGGCCGUUCUGGACCAAGCUCAUCGUGGUGGCGGUUGGCUUUGCUGGAGGACUUAUCUUCAUGUACAUUCAGUGCAAAGUCUACCUGCAGCUUUGGAGGAGGCUGAAGGCUUUCAACAGGAUCAUCUUUGUACAGAACUGCCCCGAUACCAUCCGCAACGGAGAGAACAGGCCGCCCCCAGUCACCCAGAGCAACGGCACGCACGGGACACCGGAGGCUUCCGCUCCUCAGACACAAACAAACACAGGAGUGGAAAUGGCCCCUGUUUGACGAUGGAUGCUUGCUACUCUGAAUCUCAGUAGUUGAAAAGUUUAGGAAAGGGCUUCUGGUGUAUUUGACAGAAUUGAUGUGAUUUACAUAAAACAAAGGCACUUUUUAAUUUUUAUUAGCGGGUGGGUAAACUUAUGUAAAAAGUUCAUAUAGGGCGGUCAAAUUAUAACAUUAAAGGAAUUAAAGGAAUGGCUCAAUGACAAAAUCUUUAUUUUGGGAUAAACCAUUCUUUUAGUUGUGAGCAAUUUGCUAUAUACAAAACAUUAUCACAUUUGAUCCAUUCUUAAAUAGUGUAAUAAGGUAUUUCCCUAUUAUCUGAGCCAUUUAAGCUUUAACAACCUUCAAUCAUUAAGUCGAUUAAAAAGGCAAGACACUAUAAUCAAAAAAAUUUUUCAAGCACUGGUCAAUGCUGAGAUUUUGACCAAUUUGGCUUUCCAUAAUGUUUCAGUAUAGUGUGACGACAGAAAUACACAUUUCAGUGUUUCUUGCACUUUCAAUUACAAAACAUAUCUUUCAAGGCCUUUUUUCAAAGAGUUUUUUAUGAGUUACUACAGGUUUGUUCAUGUAUUAGUUGCCUGUAUUUAUACAAUAAUUUACUCCUAAAAACAUGGUUAAAAACAUUAUUUUUCUGACUGUUGACAGUGUUUUCUGAUUUAUUAAGUGAUAAACAGAGAUGUUCAGAAUCCCCCCAGUAAUCUUUGACUGUGUCAACAAAAUGAAACAAGAAUUUUGAUCCUGGUUUUAGCUAAUGUUUGGAUUUCUAUUCUGUAUAUUAGUGCAUAUUUAGUUACAUUUGUAUUUUCAAACAUAACAUUUCAGAAAACUUAUUACAAAACAGAUUUUUUUUUUUUAUGUAAACAAUCAACGAGAAGUUUGGUGAUAUCUAAAAGAUUAGCAAAAAUUUCCAUUUAGUCACUCUCGGGUUAUUCAAGAUGUAGAUUAAUUUGUUUCAUCUCAUUACAUCUCUUGCUCUGCAGUGAAUGGGUGCUGUCUGAAUGAGAGUCCAAACAGCUGAUAAAUUUCUGUUUUGAUGAAGAAAUGAACUCAUCUACAUCUCAGAUAGCCUGAUAAUGAGUAGCUUUUCAGCAAAUUUGUAUUUUGGGAAGAACUAAUCCUUUAAUUGUGUUAUCCUUUUCACCUGGGGUGUCUUGCCUUAAUCAACUGGCAGCCCUGUUCUAAAGCCUACAUACCAUAUAUUACUGGUUAGAUCUAAGCAAAAUAAGGUUUAAAAAUUUUUUUACAACUAGUUCUGAGGUGGUUUAGGUGUUCUCUCCUACUUCAUAGAUUAGUAAAAUCUCAGUGACAUCUGAAUGUGACAGGAGACCAGGGGUGAACACGGCAGUUACAGCAGUGAUUAUUCAAGCUGUCUUUUCCUCAAUCUCUUAAACUCUUGGAUCAAGUAAAGAUGAGGAGAGUCACCUUACAAAUGAAUAGAAUUAAUUAGAUUAUCCCCCGGUUUUGCAGACAAGGUUUAAGCCUAAUUCCAACUAAAAUCUAAAUCUGAGCUCUUUCAACUGAAAGAAACUUGCUUCGACUUCUCUUAAAAUAUAUCAAUGCCUUUAUUUUGUCUGAAAAUGCACACCUGUAAUGGUUUUCUUUUCUUUUUUUUUUUCUUUUUUUUUAGAAGGCACGUUUAUAAGAAUUAGAAUUAAAUGUCCUAAUUGAACUAUGGCCCAAUCCUGACUUAGUCUAAGCCUUGUCUCUGAAACCAGGCCUGAAAGUCUUCAAGGAAACCAAAGAGACCGGUGUUACAAAUUAGGAAUCAGACAAGCACUGGUAAAUAGCUUGUAUUCUUUAAUCAUGUUAACAUCAUUCAUUUUGUAUGAAGCCCCGCACAUGACAUACAGGAAAAAAUAGUAGGCUAAAUCGUAUAUAUAUAUAUAUAUAUAUAUAUAUAUAUAUAUUUUAACACGAGUCAACAUCUGAAAUGGAUCAAAAACUUUCAUCAAAGUUGUCCUAAAACCUAAAUGUGUUCUUGUUUUAGAAAAACUUUGAUCAACUUGCUUGAUCCACUUCAAAUGCUGAAGUCUGUAAUUUAAAGUAAUUAGAAUAUCAUCAAAAAGCUGAUUUUAUUUCACCAUACAAAAAGUGAAACUUGUAUAUUAUAUUCAUUCAUUACACACAGACUGAUGUGAAAUGUUUAUUUCUUUUCAUUUUGAAGAUUAUAACUGACAACUAAGGAAAAUCCCAAAUUCAGUAUCUCAGAAAAUCAAAAUAUUACAUAAGACCAAUACAAAGAAAGGAUUUUUUUAAAUCUUGGCCAACUGAAAAGUAUGAACAUGAAAAGUGUGAGCAUGUACAGCAGUCAAUACUUCGUUGAGGCUCCUUUUGCCUGAAUUACUGCAACAAUGCGGCGUGGCAUGGAGUCGAUCAGUCUGUGGCAUUGCUCAGGUGUGAUGAGAGCCCAGGUUGCUCUGAUAGUGGCCUUCAGCUCUUCUGCAUUGUUGGGUCUGAUAUUUCGCAUCUUCUUUGUUAUGGUCAGGUGAGUUUGCUGGCCAAUUAAGAACAGGGAUACCAUGUACACCUGGUAGCUUUGGCACUAUGUGCAGGUGCCAAGUCCUGUUAGAAAAUGAAAUUUGCAUCUCCAUAAAGUUUAUCAGCACCAGAAAGCAUGAAGAGCUUUAAAACUUCCUGGUGUACGGCUGCGUUGACCUUGGACCUCAGAAAGCGCAGUGGACCAACACCAGCAGAUGACAUGGCACCGCAAACGAUCACUGACUGUGGAAACUGGACCCCAAGCAACGUGGAUUGUGUGCCUCUCAUCUCUUCCUCCAGAUUUUUGUCUUUUGCCCAGGCGAGACACUUCUGAUUCUAUCUGUUGUUCAAGAGUGGCUUGACACAAGGAAUGCGACAACAGAAACCCAUGUCUUGCAUACAUCUGUGUGUAGUGGUUCUUGAAGCACUGACUCCAGCUGCAGUCCACUCUUUGUAAAUCUCCCCCACAUUUUUGAAUGGGUUUUGUUUCACUAUCCUCUCCAGGGUGCAGUUUUUUUUCUUCUACCACAUCUUUUCUUUCCCUUCGCCUCUCUAUUAAUGUGCUUGGACACAGAGCUCUGUGAACAGCCAGCCUCUUUUGCAAUGACCUUUUGUGUCUUGCCCUCCUUGUGCAAGGUGUCAAUGGUCGUCUUUUGGACAACUGUAAAGUUAGCAGUCUUCUCAAUGAUUGAGUAGCCUACAGAACUAGACUGAGAGGCCUUUGCAGGUGUUUUGAGUUAAGAAGCUGAUUAGAGUGUGGCACCAGGUGUCUUCAAUAUUGAAUCUUUUCACAAUAUUCAAAUUUUCUGAGAUAUUGAAGUUGGGAUUUUCCUUAGUUGUCAGUUAUAAUCAUCAAAAUUAAAAGAAAUAAACAUUUGAAAUAUAUCAGUCCGUGUGUAAUGAAUGAAUAUAAUAUACAAGUUUUACUUUUUGAAUGGAAUUAUUGAAAUCUACUUUUUGAUGAUAUUCUAGUUAUAUGACCAACACCUAUAUAUAUUUAAGUAUUCAGCUGAUACAAGCAAUAAAAUGACGAUGAUAUGAGACAAACAUUCCUGGGUUACACUUUAUUUAUAGGUGUUAAUUAUCAAUACAUCAGUAAUUUACUGUUAUUUCUAUAGUAAGUACAUGUAACAAGGACAAUGUAAAAUAAAGUGUUACCCAUUCUGGUUGUAUCUGACUUGUUAAAAAAAAUAUCUCACACACAAUAACCCUUUGGUAUAUUUAUCUAUUUAAAAGAAAUGAUUAGAUAACGAUGGUUACCAGGAUUUGUUUUCCUCCAUGCUUUAUGGCAUGAAGAACUGGAAUUUUUAUUUUUAUUUUCUUUAAAAAAAACUUCUGCAGCUUUUAAGGAUGUAUGUUUUGGCUGGUUUAUGGAGAAUAGUGUUUAUUUCUAAAACAGAGAUUUGUGUAUUUGAAGGUUUGGAGUUGAUCAGGUUUUGCUGAGUUGUAAUCAGAAAGAAACCAUCUAAUUUUACUUUUUUUUUUUUUUUUUUUGUAUUGUGAUUUUCUGCAGUGACUUCAUAUCUUGAUGUGUGAAAAUGAUAAUAAUAAACAAAAUGCCCAUAGGGCCAUGUCAGGAUCAAGUGAGAUUUGGUGAUCAACAUCAGUGUUCACAAUUCAAAUGCACAUUCUCAAAGAAACAUGCACAAAUCAGUCAAUGCAAUAAACCAGUGAAUGUAUCAAA